This is a messenger RNA of Callithrix jacchus (white-tufted-ear marmoset), 415 nucleotides long. RefSeq names its product cytochrome b-c1 complex subunit 9. Gene Ontology annotation, cellular component: respiratory chain complex III. The record is from RefSeq and is a predicted model, not a curated record. Gene Ontology annotation, biological process: mitochondrial electron transport, ubiquinol to cytochrome c. NCBI's taxonomy places the organism in Eukaryota, Metazoa, Chordata, Mammalia, Primates, Cebidae.
GUGAAGAAACAUGGCGGCCCAGACAUUGACUGGGAAAUUGUACUCCCUGCUGUUCCCCAGGACUUCCACCUUCGCCCUCACCAUCGUCGUGGGCGUCCUGUUCUUCGAGCACACCUUCGAUCGAGGCGCGAACGCCAUCUAUGACCACAUCAACGAGGGGAAGCUGUGGAAACACAUCAAGCACAAAUAUGAGAACAAGUAGUUCCUUGGAGGCCCUCAUCCAGGCCAGAAGGACCAGGUCCACACAGCAGCUGUUUGCCCAGAGCUGGAACCUCAGCUUGAAGAUGAUGCUUAAGUUACUCUUCGUGGACCACUGUUCACUGUUGGCAAGAAACGGCUUUACCUUCAAAACAGACUCUUGACCUUCUGCUGUGUUUGAAGUAUGUUUAGUCAGCAUGAUCAGGAAAUAAAUGUG